AUGCUACUCUCGACGGUCACGGCUCUCCUUACAUAUCUCCUCACGACAUUCACUCACGACGACAGCCACGAGUCGCCAAUUCUGCGGUUCGAGCUGCGCCAAUAUCAUGCUGUCUCGUCCGCGGCGCACGUCCUCUUUCACGACGCACCUCCGGCUCCCGAAUCCUUGAGACCACAGCAUACACUAGGAACACGACUCAUCAGAUCCCGUAGACCCUCUUCUCUCGCAGCCCUUUCUGAUGCACGCGCACGGUCACGCAAGUAUGCGGAGUCCGUGCCAAUCGACUGGGACGAUGACGACGUGAUCGGGCCCGACGUCGAGAGUCGUGAAACGCUCCUCGAGAUCGCGAAGAUGACGAACAAUGCGUAUCUAGAGCCUGCAGAGGCCGGCUGGUAUGAUCUGGGUGGCGGUUGGAACGUCACUUACCCCGUGGGCUGGGAACCCGACGCGGACGGCUUUCGCGGGCACGUCUUUGCGACGCCGGACAACAGCACGGUUGUGCUCGCGAUCAAGGGCACGUCCGCAGGCUUUGUCGGCGGCGGAGGUCCUACAUCGAAGAAGGACAAGUUCAACGAUAACCUACUGUUCAGCUGUUGCUGUGCCCGCAUUGACUGGACAUGGACGACGGUGUGCAACUGCUACCGCGGUGGGUGGAAAUGCGACCAGGAUUGCCUAGAGGAGGCACUGAUUGAAGAGAGCCUGUUCUACUCUAUCGGGACUAACUUGUACAACAAUAUCACGUACAUGUACCCGGAAUCCAACAUAUGGAUUAUCGGGCAUUCCUUGGGCGGCGCCCUCGCAUCGCUCCUUGGCGUGACGUUCGGCGCGCCCGUGGUUGCCAUCGAGUCCCCGGGCGAGAAGAUCGCGGCGGGACGGCUGCACCUCCCCUCACCGCCCGAGGUGCAGCAGCACAUCACCCACGUCUACCACACCGCGGACCCGAUUGCGAUGGGCACAUGCAACGGUGUGCUGUCGUCCUGCGCCCUCGGCGGAUUCGCCAUGGAGAGCCGCUGCCACCUCGGUCGGUCUAUCGUGUAUGACACCGUGACGAAUCUAUCCUGGGCUGUAGACAUACGCAAGCACGGGAUCGUUAAUGUCAUCGAAGAGGUGCUCUCACAUCCGUGGCCGCCAGCCGUGGAGGCGGGGCGAGAAGUCCCGGAGGCAAAGCCAGAAGAGGACUGUGUGGAGUGCUUCAGCUGGGAUUUUGGGGACUACCCGCCAUAGCUGAACUGGGCCAAGACGUUCGUGUCGGGACUGCCGGAUUUCUUCACAUUGCACACGUUCGAUGGGUUCUUCAGGAAACAAUGUUCAUGCCUUUGUAUUAUUUAGUAUGCCAGCCAUCCGCAUGAUUGAUGUGGUGUAUUGUGCAUUUGUAACUCAUC
Molecule: messenger RNA, 1382 nt
Organism: Postia placenta MAD-698-R-SB12
Lineage: Eukaryota; Fungi; Basidiomycota; Agaricomycetes; Polyporales; Adustoporiaceae
Exons: 7
Coding region: 1-1224 (407 amino acids)
Biological process (GO): piecemeal microautophagy of the nucleus; neutral lipid catabolic process; macroautophagy
Molecular function (GO): glycerophospholipase activity
Source: RefSeq, a predicted model, not a curated record